CACACAACGGAAAUCGCCUCUUUAAACUCUACAAUCAACCAAUCAAUCGUGAAGAAAUCAAGCAAUGGCAACCUUCAACUUUCACUUUGUUGUAUGUUUGAUUUUGGCUGUCUCAUUUUCAAGCAGCAUGCGUUCAACUUGGGCAGCCCGCCAUCUGUUACAAUCUUCUCAACCAACACAGCCAACAUUGCCAACAAUUCCACCACUGCCUAAGGUCACACUGCCACCUCUGCCCGCAAUGCCAAACCUACCCGCCGCCACACUUCCACCACUCCCAAGCACGCCUCUGCCAACUCUGCCGACUAAUCCAUCUCUGCCGAAGCCCACAUUGCCACCUUUGCCAACCUCCAUGCCUACUAUCCCGAACGUGGCGCUGCCUCCAUUGCCAGCCUCUUCAUUCCCCACAAUGCCUUCUAUUCCAACUAUCCCCACAACAAUGCCUUCUUUCCCUUUCCUCUCACCACCUCCCUCAAACUAGUUCUUGAGUCAAUAUGCCAGUUUAAUUCUAUCCUCCAUUUUCAGCACUUCAUGAUUAUUUGUGUUCGUACUUGGUCGCCAUUAUACACUAUAAUUUCUUGCUUUGUAAUGUGUUAUAUACAUCUUGUAGCUUCGUAGGCUUGAUUUUCUUUGUGUUUUGCCUACAUACAGCCUUGGCAGAUGCCGGUGUGAUAUACGGAUAUUAAUCUUAUUGCAUCUUCAGUUCCAUUCUGUAGAAUUUCGUUUUGUAUUGAGAAGCGUGAUGUGUCGUUGGUGAUCAACAACUAUAUAUUAAUUACCGUAUCAGCAUAAUGUCUUAAUAAAUGAAAUUGGGGGUUGGAUUUUCUAUUUCAAA
Molecule: messenger RNA, 832 nt
Organism: Sesamum indicum (sesame)
Lineage: Eukaryota; Viridiplantae; Streptophyta; Magnoliopsida; Lamiales; Pedaliaceae
Source: RefSeq, a predicted model, not a curated record